CAUGCGAAAAGUGCAGGCCGUCUGAGAAGUGCUCCGGAUUUAGCAGCGAACGGUUGUCGUUUUGGUCGCGCAUCGUUUUACGUAGUAUUUCGCUGUUCGCGUUUAAUUCGUAUUAUAGUUUCUCUCUCAAUAUUGUGAGGGAGCGGAAGAGCAUACACGCACCCACGCAGCAGAAGCAGCAGCAGCACAGCGAGUGACAUAUAGAACCACUGUAGCAUCUACCUCAGUUAGCAGCAGAGAGUCAAAGGCAUAAUGUCGAAGCCACAAUCGGACGCGGAUCGCAGGAAGCAAAUUUCGGUGCGCGGCAUCGCCGAGGUGGGCAACGUAACCGAGGUGAAGAAGAACUUCAAUCGUCAUUUGCAUUACACCCUGGUCAAGGAUCGCAAUGUUGCCACGCUGCGUGAUUACUAUUUUGCGUUGGCCAACACUGUCAAGGACAACAUGGUCGGACGCUGGAUUCGCACACAGCAGCAUUACUAUGAGAAGGAUCCCAAGCGCGUCUACUAUCUGUCCCUGGAGUACUACAUGGGCAGAUCGUUGACCAACACAAUGAUCAACUUGGGCAUCCAGAGCGAAUGCGAGGAGGCCAUGUACCAGCUGGGUCUGGACAUUGAGAAUCUCGAGGAGAUGGAGGAGGAUGCUGGCCUGGGUAAUGGUGGUCUGGGUCGCUUGGCUGCCUGUUUCCUCGAUUCGAUGGCCACUCUUGGCCUGGCUGCCUACGGUUAUGGCAUACGCUAUGAGUACGGCAUCUUUGCCCAGAAGAUCAAGAACGGCGAGCAGGUGGAGGAGCCUGAUGAUUGGUUGCGUUUUGGCAAUCCCUGGGAGAAGGCACGCCCUGAAUUCAUGCUGCCCAUUCACUUUUAUGGCCGUGUGAUCGAUACACCCGAGGGCAAGAAGUGGGUGGAUACCCAGAGGGUCUAUGCCAUGCCCUAUGACAAUCCCAUUCCCGGCUUCGGCAACAAUCAUGUGAACACGCUGCGUCUCUGGUCCGCCAAGUCCCCCAUUGACUUCAACCUGAAGUUCUUCAACGAUGGUGAUUACAUUCAGGCCGUGUUGGAUCGUAAUCUGGCCGAGAAUAUCUCGCGUGUGCUGUAUCCCAACGACAACUUCUUCGAGGGCAAGGAGCUGCGUCUGAAGCAGGAGUACUUCAUGUGCGCCGCCACUCUGCAGGACAUCAUCCGUCGCUUCAAGGCCUCCAAGUUUGGAUCUCGCGAGGCCGUUCGUAAUACUUUCGAACAUUUCCCCGACAAGGUUGCCAUCCAGUUGAAUGAUACCCAUCCAUCGCUGGCGAUUCCUGAGCUGAUGCGCAUCCUAGUCGAUGAGGAGCAUCUGAAGUGGGAGGAGGCCUGGGACAUCACUGUCCGUGCCUGUGCCUACACCAAUCACACGGUGCUGCCCGAGGCUCUGGAACGUUGGCCCGUCUCGCUGUUGGAGUCGAUCUUGCCACGUCAUUUACAGAUCAUCUAUCACAUUAAUUUCCUGCACAUGGAGAAUGUGAAGAAGAAGUUCCCCGAGGAUCUUGAUCGCAUGCGUCGCAUGUCCCUCGUCGAGGAGGAUGGCGAUAAGCGCAUCAACAUGGCCCAUCUGUCCAUUGUGGGCUCGCAUGCCGUCAACGGUGUGGCUGCGAUCCAUUCGCAGAUCCUCAAGGAUACGCUCUUCCGUGACUUUUAUGAGAUGGAUCCCAAGAAGUUCCAGAACAAGACGAACGGCAUUACGCCACGCCGUUGGCUGCUCCUCUGCAAUCCGGGUCUGUCCGAUCUCAUUGCCGAGAAGAUCGGCGACGAGUGGCCCGUGCAUUUGGAUCAACUGGUUGCUCUCAAGAAGUGGGCCAAGGAUCCCAACUUCCAGCGCAAUGUCGCUCGUGUCAAGCAGGAGAACAAACUGAAGUUGGCCGCCAUUCUGGAGAAGGAUUACGGUGUCAAGGUGAAUCCCGCCUCCAUGUUUGACAUUCAGGUGAAGCGCAUCCAUGAGUACAAGCGUCAGCUGCUCAACUGCCUGCACAUCAUCACAUUGUACAAUCGCAUCAAGAAGGAUCCCACUGCUAACUUCACACCACGCACCAUUAUGAUCGGCGGCAAAGCUGCUCCUGGUUAUUAUGUUGCCAAGCAGAUCAUUAAGCUGAUCUGUGCCGUUGGCAAUGUGGUCAACAAUGAUCCCAUUGUUGGUGACAAACUGAAGGUCAUCUUCCUUGAGAACUAUCGCGUUACUCUGGCCGAAAAGAUAAUGCCCGCCGCCGAUUUGUCCGAGCAGAUAUCCACAGCUGGUACCGAAGCCUCCGGCACUGGCAACAUGAAGUUCCAGCUGAACGGUGCCCUAACCAUUGGCACUCUGGACGGCGCCAAUGUGGAAAUGGCCGAGGAGAUGGGAUUGGAUAACAUUUUCAUUUUCGGCAUGACCGUCGAUGAGGUGGAGGCCCUGAAAAAGAAGGGCUACAAUGCCUACGAUUACUACAAUGCCAAUGCCGAGGUCAAGCAGGUGAUCGAUCAGAUCCAGGGCGGUUUCUUCAGUCCCGGCAAUCCCAAUGAGUUCAAGAACAUUGCGGACAUUCUUCUCAAAUACGAUCAUUACUAUUUGCUGGCCGACUUUGAUGCCUACAUCAAGGCACAAGAUGAGGUAUCAAAGACCUAUCAGAAUCAAGCCAAAUGGCUGGAGAUGUCCAUCAACAACAUUGCAUCCAGUGGCAAGUUCUCAUCGGAUCGCACCAUUGCCGAAUACGCACGUGACAUCUGGGGCGUUGAACCCACCUGGGAGAAGCUGCCCGCCCCGGAGGAUCAGCAAUAAAUCAAUGAACAACUUCUUUUUGAUAUUAUAUUUUAUUAUUCGUGUGCUUUACUUAUGUUAAAGUCCAAUUUUAGGAGCCAAAAUGCAACAACUAAAAAGAAAAACGUAAUAAAACUAAAUGAAAAUCCAAGAAGCAAAUUCAAGGAUAAGCUAGCGCUAAGAUGUGAACAUCGAUCGAUCGGGCUCAUUGUUACUACUUAUUUUAUUUAAUAAAAAUUUAAACAAAUCUAAUGCUAAUCUUCAAUCUUUGAUGGAAUCAAAUUAGCAACACAGCGACUACAACACGGUACCUACUAAAUCGCCAUGAGACCUCAGGAACACUUUCAAAGUAAAGAGAAAACGAAAUAUUCAACAAAUUAUUAAUGAAAGAAAUUACAACUUAGUGCAAAGCUUUGUUAGAUAUGAAUAUGAUAAAUACGUGUUAUGGAAAAAAUAAUUAAAUAAAAAGUUCAACUGUUAAA
Messenger RNA from Drosophila innubila, 3242 nucleotides. RefSeq names its product glycogen phosphorylase. The transcript has 4 exons. Gene Ontology annotation, biological process: glycogen catabolic process. Gene Ontology annotation, cellular component: cytoplasm. The coding region runs from base 253 to 2781 and encodes 842 amino acids. The record is from RefSeq and is a predicted model, not a curated record. Lineage: Eukaryota; Metazoa; Arthropoda; Insecta; Diptera; Drosophilidae. Gene Ontology annotation, molecular function: glycogen phosphorylase activity; pyridoxal phosphate binding.